AUGUAUGACCCCACGGGGACCAAUGGCAGCACACAUGGUGAUGUUUCCACCACGAUGCCCAGGGACAUUGACAAUGGCACAGCUGCCAAUGAUGUUCCUCCCCUGCCGCCUGAUCUUAUGCAGGCUGACCUGGUCAAUGUUUGUGAAAUGAACAUUGUCUUCCAGGACUCUGUCCCUGAUUUCCCUCAGGGUCUGUCCAUUCCUGUGCCUCGUGGCAGGAAAGGGAAAAGAGUGAAGGCUCAGAGCUCUUUUGACAUACAGAAGGUCGAGUGGAUUCGCAAGUACAACCCUGACACGCUUCUGCUGGAUGACAGUUACCGAAAACACCUCAAACACCAGUGCAACAAAGUAUUGCUACGAGUGCGUAUGCUGUAUUAUCUGAAGCAGGAGGUUAUUGGCGAUCAUGCGGAUUCUGUACUGAGAGGAGCUGAUAGCAGGGAUAUUGAUAUUUGGUUACCUGAAAUGGAACAGCAGGACGUUCCAUCAGCAUGGUGGGAUGCAGAGGCUGACCGUUGCUUACUUAUUGGGGUCUUCAAACAUGGGUACGAGAUGUACACUACCAUGCGUGCUGAUCCCUGUUUGUGUUUCGUGGAGCGAUGUGGUCGACCUGAUGAUCAGGACAUCAAGGCUGAACAGCACUCAGCAGAUCCAGAUCUGGGAGAUGGAGCUGACUAUGACAAAUAUUCAGAGGAUCCAGAGUUCAAGCCUGUGAUGAGGCACAGUAAAGACAUUUUUGGAGAGGCUGACUUGAGGAAUGCGGAUGAGAUCUGCGUGGACGAUCUUACCAAUCCAGUCCCACCUGAGGUGCAGUCCUCUUCAACGACCUGGCCAACAAGUUCAUCACUCACAGCACGACUACGGAGGCUAAUCACAGCAUAUCAGCGCAGCUAUAGACGAGAGCAGCUCAAGAUCGAGGCAGCAGAAAAGGGGGAUCGACGACGCCGGCGCUGUGAGCAGGCCACCAAGCUCAAAGAGAUCGCACGGCAGGAACGACAGCAGAGAUGGACUCGUAGAGAGGAGUGCGACUUCUAUCGGGUGGUGUCCACUUUUGGUGUGGAGCGAAUAAAAACCGAGGGGGAAACUCAAAUGGGGGAUGAGACCAAACUGGACUGGACCCGUUUCCGCACAUUUGCACGGCUGGACAAGAAAACCGAUGAGAGUCUGAGCCGAUACUUCCGCUGCUUUGUGGCCAUGUGCCGAAGGGUGUGUCACUUGCGACCUGCCCGUGGAGAAGAAUCUCAAGACAUGUCCCAGUCUUUAGCUCCCAUCACGGAGGAGCGAGCCUCACGCACACUUUACAGAAUCAGCCUGUUGUGCCGGCUGCGGGAGCGCAUCCUUCCCCACCCCUCGCUGGAGGAGCGCCUUCAGCUCGCGCCGUCAAGCUCUGACCUGCCCACCUGGUGGAGCAUCCCUCAGCAUGACCACGAGCUACUCCUAGGCGCUUCCCGCCAUGGCGUGAGCCGCACGGAGCAGUCGAUCUUCUCUGACCCACAGUUCUCCUUUAACCAAGCCCGUCAGGACUAUCUCCAGAACCAACAGAACCGUCAAGAACCUGCUGUCCAAAUCCAGACACACAACCAACCACCAGAGAAGACCAGCAUCAAAGAAGAGAGGUUAGAAGACGAGGUCCGGCUGCUGGGGAUGGAGUCAAUUUGUCAGUCAGACUCUCUAGCCACUCCGAUCUCCUUCUCCGAUGGGAAGGGGAGAGGGCAGUUUGCUUGGGGCUGGAAGAAGAGCAGAGAGAGAGGAUCUAAAGGAAGAGAAAGGAAAGAAGGAGAUGGAGCUGGAGGACAACCAUCAGACUCUGAUUCAGAUUCAGAUUCUGGUUCGUCGACAUCUUCUCAUUGUUCUGCCAGCUCAGAUGAAAGUGGGGACAGUGACGCAGAGAGAGAGCAAGCAGCUCUAAAAAUGUGUGAUGUGGAUGAAGAGAACAGCACCCUUUCAUUUACACCAUCUCAAGACGGCGCUCCACCAGAAUCCCUCAAUGACUCCCACCGUGUGGAUUGGCCCAAGGAUCGUGUACUGAUCAACCGAAUAGAUAACCUCUGUACUCUGGUUCUGACGGGACACUGGCUGUCAGGGCGGCGGUACACCUCAGAUCCUCAUCUUACUCUGGCCUCUGAUGAACAUGGGCUUGGAGAUGACCUGGGCUACGCUCGCGUAUCACGCAGAGGCAACAGCGCCCUACCUGGAGAGGCUGCAGAUGGACAGGAUACAGAGUUUACUGUUAAACUCUUGAAAGAAGAAGGGCUGAAGCUGACGUUCUCCAAACAGGCUUUACUGCCUAAUGGGUCAGCAGGUGAAGCAAGUGGUCGUCGAAGGCGCAAAGACCAAGAGUUGGCAGAGUCAGGCGGAGUACUCCACGCUCCUCGUAAAAGGGACCUGCCCAACUGGCUGAAAGAAAACCCAGAUUAUGAGGUGGAGGGUGACAUGCUAGAGCUGCUUGUGAACAGGACCAAAAGGAAGAGGAGAAAGAAGAAGAUAGAGAAGGAAGCAGCCCUAACCGGCAAUGAGAGGAUUAAAGUCAUAGACAUGAGAACUGGAAAGAAGUAUGGUGGAAUAUAUGGACCUGCACUUCAAGACCUGAAGGACUAUCUGGAAGAGAAUCCUGACCACGCUGUAGCACCAGAAUGGGCAGAUGCUGUUCGCAACUCGGGCUUCCUUCCGGAAAGUUUUUUCCACAGACUGCUGAGCCUGCAUGCUUCGUUCCCCAAAAAGAGCCACCAUUACCUCUCCACCCCUUCGACCCAGCCCGACCCUCUCCUCGGGGGAGGCGAGGGCGAGACACUGGUUUCUGAUGGAGCUUACAUGAUGGACGAUGAAGACCUGGACGCCGGUGACCUCACUUCCUCUCACCACUUCCUGACUCCUGCCUAUGACGUAAAGAUGGAGGCUGGGUCUCUCGACAUGGACGGAGGGGACGGUCUGUCGCAAGGUGGCUACGACAGCUCCGAUAGGGAAGCGAUUUUGGAUGAUGUCAUCAUGGCACCUAAAAAUUCUGAUUCUUCCUCGAGCUCGGAGGAUUGACCACGUCUCACUUGUCCCCUUGAUGUAGUCCCCCAGAGAUCAUGACAUUCUUUUAUUAUAUCUACCCCCCUCCACCAAAACAAACAUGACUGUAUUAUUAUUAUUAUUAUUAUUAUUUCUUGCUUUUGAGGAAUUAUGGAUGAUUUUUUUUCAGUCUUUGCAAAGUUGUCUUAAGUAGUUUUGAUGACGGGCAUCAUUCAUUUGAUUUACUCUGUACUGAUUCUUCACUCCACGCCCAGUAAAUUAAAAUGUAUGUCCUUCAUGUCUGUCAAACUAUCA
Messenger RNA from Pygocentrus nattereri (red-bellied piranha), 3306 nucleotides. RefSeq names its product chromodomain-helicase-DNA-binding protein 8-like. The record is from RefSeq and is a predicted model, not a curated record. The transcript has 17 exons. Gene Ontology annotation, molecular function: protein binding. Lineage: Eukaryota; Metazoa; Chordata; Actinopteri; Characiformes; Serrasalmidae. The coding region runs from base 1 to 3027 and encodes 1008 amino acids.